This is a messenger RNA of Odobenus rosmarus divergens (Pacific walrus), 2307 nucleotides long. It is a transcript of the gene DZIP1L, whose product is annotated as DAZ interacting protein 1-like. Gene Ontology annotation, cellular component: ciliary basal body; cytoplasm. Bases 1 to 2307 code for a protein of 768 amino acids. The record is from RefSeq and is a predicted model, not a curated record. Gene Ontology annotation, biological process: cilium assembly. NCBI's taxonomy places the organism in Eukaryota, Metazoa, Chordata, Mammalia, Carnivora, Odobenidae. The transcript is spliced from 15 exons.
AUGCAGUCCCCGGCUACCCCCGUUGAAGGCCUCAGUGGCUCCCUCUUUGGGGCCUACCCGCUUCCUACCUUCAAGUUCCAGCCUCGCUCCGAGACCGUGGACUGGAGGCGCAUUAGCGCCCUGGACGUGGACCGCGUGGCGCGGGAGCUGGACGUGGCCACCCUGCAGGAGAACAUCACUGGGGUCACCUUCUGCAAUUUGGAUCGGGAGGCGUGCAGCCGUUGUGGGCAGCCCGUGGACCCGGUGCUGCUCAAGGUGCUGCGCUUGGCCCAGCUCAUCAUCGAGUACCUGCUGCACUGCCAGGAUUGCUUGAGUGCCAACAUCGCCCAGCUGGAGGCCCGGCUGCAGGCCAGCCUGGGCCAGCAGCAGCUUGGCCAGCAAGAGCUGGGUCGCCAGGCUGAUGAGCUCAAGGGCGUGAGAGAGGAGAGCCGCCGGCGUCGCAAGAUGAUCGGCACCUUGCAGCAGCUGCUCCUGCAGACAGGGGCCCACAGCUACCACGCGUGCCACCUGUGUGACAAGACAUUCAUGAAUGCCACCUUUCUCCGGGGCCACAUCCAGCGCCGGCAUGCAAGUGCGGCAGAAGGAGGGAAGCAGAAGAAGCAGGAACAACCAGUGGAGGAGGUGUUGGAAGAGCUGCGGGCCAAGCUAAAAUGGACCCAAGGGGAGCUGGAAGCUCAGAGGGAGGCGGAGAGGCAGCGACAGUUGCAGGAAGCAGAGAUCACCCGUCAGAAGGAAACAGAAGCUAAGAAAGAAUUUGAUGAAUGGAAAGAAAAAGAGCGGGCCAAGCUAUAUGAGGAAAUAGACAAGCUAAAAAAAUUAUUUUGGGAUGAAUUUAAAAGUGUUGCCAACCACAACUCUACGUUAGAAGAGAAACUGCAGGCGCUGCAGUCCCACAGUGUGAUGGAGUCCAAUCUCGGGUCACUGCAGGAUGAGGAGUCUGAGGAGCGACUCAGGCAGACUCAGGAGCUCCGGGCCCUGAGGGAGAAGAUGGACAUUCAGAAAGCAGAAUGGAAGAGAAAAAUGAAGGAACUUCAGGGAGAGCAUGCAGCUCAGAAGCGAGAGCUGCAGGAGCAGAACGAGAGGCUCCAGGCCUCCCUGUCUCAGGAUCAGAGGAAAGCAGCUGCCCAGUCCCAGCGCCAGAUCAGUGCUCUCCGCGCCCAGCUCCAGGAACAAGCCAGGCUCAUCGCCUCCCAGGAGGAGAUGAUCCAGACCGUGUCUCUCAGGAAGGAGGAGGGGACCUGCAAGGGCCCAAAGGCUGUGGACAUGGAAGAGGACUCUUCUGAGGAAGAUCUGGAGGACUCCCGACAUGGACAGCAGAAGGUGCUGGCUGCUCUGAGGCGAAACCCCACCCUGCUGAAGCAGUUCAGGCCAAUCCUGGAGGAAACCCUGGAAGAGAAACUGGAAAGCAUGGGGAUAAAGAGAGAUGCAAAGGGAAUCCCCUUUCAAACCCUCAGACACCUUGAGUCCCUCCUGAGAACCCAGCGGGAGCAGAAGGCACGGAGGUUUUCUGAAUUUCUGAGUCUGAGGGAAAAGCUUGUCAAGGAAGCCACCAGCAGAGUGAAGGAGAGACAGAGAAACAGGGCCCCGGCGUCCCAGCCAGACACCAAGGCUCCAGUCAAAAGCCAGCAGAACCCACUGGUCAUCAAAGAGGCCCAGCCAAAGGCCAGGACCCUGCAUGUGGCGUUGCCAUCCAAGCCAGCAGAGCCACCCACGACGACUCUUCAGAGCCGCGGCAGCCAUGGCCCUGGCCUGGCUCACAUGCCCACCCCUGCUCCACGUCCCAGAGCGCAUGGACCCUCCGGCACCCCUGCUGCCCCAGGGCCUGGGCUGAGUACGCCCCCGUUCAGUUCCGAAGAGGACUUGGAGGAGGGACAUUCGGUGCAGCGGACAUCUCUCCAGCCCCCAAAAGGCCCUUCCAGGAUGGGGCCCCGGCCAGAGGAUGACUGGGGCUGGUCUGACACCGAGAGCUCAGAGGGGAGUGCCCAGCCCCCUGACAAGGGCUCAGGAACACUGGUGCAGUCACUGGUCAAAAACCUUGAGAAGCAGCUAGAGACUCCAGUGAAGAAGCCUGCUGGAGGGGUCAGUCUGUUCUUAAUGCCCGACGCUGGGCGCCAGAGGGCUGCCGUGCCAGGAAAGAAGCCUCAGCUUUCUGAUGAUGAGAGUGACUUGGAGAUCUCUUCCUUGGAAGAUCUCCCCCAGGACCUGGGCCAGAGAGAAAAACCAAAGCCUCUGUCUCGCUCAAAGCCGCCGGAGAAGUUUGGCGCCAGUCCAUGGAGCCCUGGCCGAUCCAGGGUCCCUGGUUGGUGA